Acanthopagrus latus (yellowfin seabream) is the source of this 1801-nucleotide messenger RNA. RefSeq names its product carnosine dipeptidase 2 (gene cndp2). The record is from RefSeq and is a predicted model, not a curated record. Gene Ontology annotation, cellular component: cytosol. The transcript is spliced from 12 exons. Gene Ontology annotation, molecular function: metallodipeptidase activity. Gene Ontology annotation, biological process: proteolysis. The coding region runs from base 231 to 1655 and encodes 474 amino acids. Lineage: Eukaryota; Metazoa; Chordata; Actinopteri; Spariformes; Sparidae.
CAUUGCGCCGCGACCACCGUCAAACUGCCACUUACUUUGUGCUCACAGGUGAUGCUGAAGUCUCUCUGGUGGCGUUGCUUUCUGCGUAGAUCAUAAACACGAGCCGCUACAACCCUUUAAACCACUUGUCAGCGACAUUAGGAGACACAGGAAGUGUAUGUCAGGUGAGAGGUGUCACAUGUGGACGUCAGCUGUGCGGCAAUAAAUACGAACUCCUGUCACUGGCAAACAUGGCUCAUCUCACAUCGCUUUUCAAGUAUGUGGACGAACACCAGGAUCUGUAUGUGAAGCGCCUCGCAGACUGGGUGGAGGUCCAGAGUGUGUCUGCUUGGCCAGAGAAGCGUGGCGAGAUCAAGAAGAUGAUGGAGAUGGCAGCCAAGGACAUUGAGAGGCUGGGGGGAACCGUGGAGAUGGUGGAUAUUGGCAAACAGAAGCUACCCUCUGGAGAAGAGAUCCCCCUGCCACCUAUCGUCUUGGGUCGGUUGGGGUCAGACCCCGGCAAGAAGACUGUGUGCAUUUACGGCCAUCUUGAUGUCCAGCCAGCCAACAUAGAUGAUGGCUGGGACACAGAGCCUUUCACUCUGGUGGAGAAAGAUGGUAAGCUCUAUGGAAGAGGUUCCACUGAUGACAAGGGUCCCGUUUUGGCCUGGUUCAACUGCAUUGAGGCCUACCAGAAGAUCCAGCAGGAGCUUCCCAUCAACAUCAAAUUCUGCUUCGAGGGCAUGGAGGAGUCUGGCUCGGAGGGCCUGGAUGAACUGGUGUUUGCUCGUAAAGACACUUUCUUAAAAGACGUCGACUAUGUCUGCAUCUCUGACAACUAUUGGCUGGGCAAAACCAAACCCUGCAUCACCUACGGACUGAGAGGAAUCUGCUACUUCUUCAUGGAGGUGGAGUGCGGCUGCAAAGACCUGCACUCAGGAGUGUUUGGCGGCUCUGUCCAUGAAGCCAUGACCGACCUGAUUGCACUUAUGGGCUCCCUGGUAGACAAAAGGGGGAAGAUUUUGGUUCCUGGCAUGUACGAUGAUGUGGCCCCUCUGACAGAUGAGGAGAAAAAGCUGUAUGAGAAUAUUGAAUUUGACCUGGAUGAGUACUGCAGAGACGUUGGAGUUGGACAGCUGCUUCAUGACAGCAAGGAACAAAUCCUAAUGCACCGCUGGAGAUACCCAUCUCUUUCUCUUCAUGGGAUUGAGGGAGCUUUUGCAGAAGCCGGAGCCAAGACUGUGAUCCCCCGCAAGGUCAUUGGCAAGUUCUCCAUCCGCCUCGUCCCUGACAUGGACCCCAAAGUUGUGGAGAAGCAGGUUUUGGAUUACCUGCAGAAGAAGUUUGCUGAACUGGGAAGCCCCAACAAACUGAAAGUGAGCAUGGGCCACGGAGCCAAGGCCUGGGUGUCUGACUUCAACCACCCGCACUACAUGGCUGGUCGGAAGGCCAUGAAGACAGUCUUCGGUGUGGAGCCUGACCUCACUCGUGAGGGUGGAAGCAUCCCCGUCACCCUGACCUUCCAGGAAGCCACAGGACGUAACGUCAUGCUGCUCCCCGUAGGAUCCUCUGAUGAUGGAGCUCACUCCCAGAAUGAGAAGAUCAACAGGUCCAACUACAUUCAGGGGAUCAAGAUGCUCGGUGCAUACUUCCACGAGGUUUCCCAGCUGGAAUGAAUUGAUUUCUCAUCAUGAAAAAUGUAAAAUGUAUAAUAACAUGAUACGUCUUCUCACUCUCUGAGCCACAGUUGUAUGAUUUACUCUCCACAGUUAAUAAUUUUAUACACACUUCCUCGUAAUAAUAAAAGCGGUUUUCUUUGUUA